AUGGAUCUUUCUCAACCGCAGGCUGAAGAUGCUGUCUCUUCCAACGAUAGAGUCGGGGAAAAACAACGCGAUCGGGAGGAAGAAUCACGUCACAUUAUGGACGACUUGAAAUCCGGAAACUACGUCCUUCUUCUCCAAGAGACUCCAAAAGUCAAAAUGAGCCAUUGCCAAGCAUGGCAUUUGUCCUCAAAGCCCAAAGGCAAAUACUAUCACGUCACAUGUAUUGAACGUCUCCUGCCCAAUUUGGCUGAUUUGGUGCGAGAUGGGCACUUACAGAGGGAUGGGUAUAUUUCCGCACCGCUUGACAGCAAAGUAAGCUUCAAAUCAUCCGGGGAAAUGAUCGCAGAUUGGUUCAAGUAUGGCGGCCGUACCUUUAAUCUUGGAUGUUAUGAAAAUUAUGAUAAGAACCAUCGUGAAUGGGAGGCAGAUUGGAGUGGACGGUGGAUCGAGCAUCAGCUGGGCCAUGGGGAACAGCCAGACAAUGCAUGCAACUUCUGUCAGUCCCUACCAAUCCCAGAAGAACCGAAAAAAUCAGAUUACUUUCCAGAAGAGCCUUCUGCGAUUUCAUUGAGUCAUUUGCUGGUGUCGGUGAUCAGAUAA
Messenger RNA from Talaromyces marneffei, 600 nucleotides. RefSeq lists its product as uncharacterized. The transcript is spliced from 3 exons. The record is from RefSeq and is a predicted model, not a curated record. Bases 1 to 600 code for a protein of 199 amino acids. Lineage: Eukaryota; Fungi; Ascomycota; Eurotiomycetes; Eurotiales; Trichocomaceae.